AUGAAGAACUUUGGCAUCGUUGUCUGUGUUGCAGUUGUUCUUGUGGUCAUCUGCCGUCGGCAAAGCUCAGCUGCUCCACUCACUGAGGUGGAAGAACAACAGGAGAUGAUGAUGGAGAGUCCUGCAGAAGAACAAGAGCAAAUGGCCCUGCACCUCUGGGAGAUGCCGCACAGCAGAGAGAAACGUGGCAUCAAGUGUCGCUUCUGCUGCGGCUGCUGCUCUUCAGGAGGCUGUGGAGUCUGCUGCAGAAAAAGAAGAGGCUGAAGGUUCUCAAGAAACUUGAGCAACUGGUUUGAUGAAACGUGCAAUAUAGAUAUACAGAUAUAUUUUUGUCAUUUUAUUGAUUACUUUAUGUAAAUAAAGCUUUAAAACCACCUGUAACAUGUUAUGCAGCCUCUUUACACCACUGUGAAUUCGUGUCUGAUGGUAAUG
Messenger RNA from Synchiropus splendidus (mandarinfish), 432 nucleotides. RefSeq names its product hepcidin-like. Gene Ontology annotation, biological process: defense response to bacterium; intracellular iron ion homeostasis. The coding region runs from base 1 to 264 and encodes 87 amino acids. The record is from RefSeq and is a predicted model, not a curated record. Lineage: Eukaryota; Metazoa; Chordata; Actinopteri; Syngnathiformes; Callionymidae. The transcript is spliced from 3 exons. Gene Ontology annotation, cellular component: extracellular region.